AUGAGUGUGAGUAUCAGAGAGAGGGAGCCCGAGCUGUUCCGUGUGGGCUGUCGUCCUGUGUGACGGUGGUAGCGCGUGCUGAGAGCCUUUCCGCCGAGCCGAGCGACCCGCGCGCCUCCGAAUGCCUCCGUUAAAAACAUCAAAACAUCCCCUUUCUCUCGCGCGCUCUCCGCCUGCCUGAACUCUGCUUCCGACUCCCGAGUUGAAGAUUAUCGACUAGCUGGCGUGCCCGUGCUAGUUCUCUAGCUAGCUCGGCUGCUACAGCCACAACUGCCACCAUCGUGUGGGAAAUGGAUUGAGGGCGCUGGUAUAGCCCGUGUCCUCCAUAUCCUUGAGGAGUCUGGUGUCCUGGAGAGGCGUCUCUCGUGUCCUGAGGCUCCGUGUGUCCUCGUGAGGAGCCUCUCUCUCGCAUCUCUCAUGUCCUUCUGAGGCGUCUCUUGGAGCCUUGUGUCUUCGUAGGAGCCCAGAGGAGCCUGGUGUCUCUGUAGGCGUCUCGUGGAGGAGUCUGGUGUCCUCGUGACGAGUCUCUCUCGGAUCGCUCAGGUCCUGGUGAGGCGUCUGGGCUGGGGUCCUCAGUAGGCGUCUCUUUGUGUCCUGUAGGCGUCUCUGUCCUGUGUGAGGAUGCAGACAUUGACGUUGGUUCGCGGCCGCCGCGUCGGCUUCUGGCUCAGCGAGAAGAAGAUGAAGAAACUCAACUUCACCGCCUUCACAGAGAUGUGCAGGAGGCGGGGCAUCGAGCUGGUUCAGUUGGAUCUAUGUCGCCCCCUGGAGGAUCAAGGCCCUCUGGACGCCAUCAUCCACAAACUCACAGACCUCAUGCUGGAUAACACACACACACACAGCCUGCAGCGAGUACAGGACUAUAUUGAUGCCCAUCCCAGCCUGGUGGUGUUGGACCCUCUGCCUGCCAUCAGAACUUUACUGGACCGCUGCAAAUCGUACCAGCUGGUGCAAACCAUAGAGGAACAUAUGCAGGAUGAGAGGAUCUGUUCUCCGCCAUUCAUGUUGCUGGAGGAGCCGUGUGGACCGAAUACACUGGAGAAGAUACACUCACACGGACUCACCUUCCCCCUCAUUUGUAAAACAAGAGUAGCACACGGAACCAACUCACACGAGAUGGCAAUUAUCUUCAGUGAAGAGGGUUUGUCUGCUGUGCGUCCUCCGUGUGUGUGUCAGAGUUUUAUAAACCACAACGCCGUGCUGCACAAAGUCUUUGUGAUCGGGGACACACACACUGUCGUGCAGAGACCAUCGCUCAAGAACUUCCCCCAAGGACCCACAGAUCGUGAGUCCAUCUUCUUCAACAGUCACAACGUCUCCAAACCAGAGUCCUCCUCAGACCUCACCUCGAGGGAGCAUGUGGAGGGUGUGUCCAGUCCUCCGUGUGACGACGUGAUUGGUGCGUUAUGCCGAGCGCUGCGGUGCAUGCUGGGAGUUUCUCUGUUCGGAAUCGAUGUCAUCAUCAACAACCAAUCAGGACAGCAUGCUGUCAUCGACAUCAACGCCUUCCCCGGUUACGAGGGUGUUCCAGAGUUCUUCUCGGAGCUCCUGAACCACAUCAGCUGCGUUCUACAGACCCCUCCCACAUCGGGCCAAGCCCCGCCCCUGCUGCCCCCGACAACCAUGGCCCUUCCCACCUCUCCCUCGGCGACCGAGGAGGAGGCGGAGCCAGUCAAGAGACUCUGUCUCACACACACACACGCUCACACACACGCUCAUGCACACACACACUCACACACACACACGCACUCACACUCAUCCGCCAUCCCGCCAAACUUCCAACAGCACUGUGUGGCCAGCCUGGCAACCAAAGCCUCCUCACAAUGAACACACACAUACACACACACACACACACACACACAAUACCUCCUCACAAUAGACACCCACGCAGAGACACUAUACACACACACACAAACACACACACACACACACACACUAUUCUCACCCCGCUACACUGGUAUCCAAGGCCUCCUCACAAUGAAUACACACUAUACACACACACACACACUAUAUAUAGACACACUUAUACACAUACUUAAUACACACAUACACACACAUAUUGUGUCUGUAUCAGAAGCACAGUACAGCUCUGGCAACCUGAUACCAUGACAGCCCCCUAUGAGGCAUCAGAACACAUCAAAUUCAGAUCUGUUAAUCCAGAUAUCCUGAUCUAGAUCUGUUAAUCUAGAUUUAGAUUUAGAAUCCACACCCCCGAUAGAAGGCCUCAAGACACAUCUAAUCCAGAUCUGUUAAUCCACAUCACAGCAUCAAGUGACAUCUCUUAAUCUGGAUAGAUUGCCUAAUCUCAGUAUCUUAAUCUAGAUUAAUCUAGCUCUUUCAAUCUGAUCUCCUAAUCUAUCUUUUAAUCUGAGUAUUUUAGUCCUAGGUCUCCUCUUCUCCAUCUGAUGGCCUCCUAGUCUGGGUGUGUUUUUCUGGGUUUGUGAACCUUUAUCCAUGAUAAAUGUAUUGGUCAGAAUAUAAGACAGGGUUUUGUUUAACCAAUAGUUCAAAAUCGGGAAUAUAGACAAAAUACAGCCGAAACAAUAUUUCCACGCAAAUGAUUUGACCACCGUGCCACAACGCUGAAUAGUGGAAAGAUCAAGAGGUCAAGAGUAAUCAAUUUUAUCAAAUUCAAGAGUGUUCAAUUUAAAUGUGAAAAACAAAACCCUCAGAUUUUCUUCCACUUAUUUAUCAUUAGUAUUUUGAAAUAUAAAUAAUUCCCUACAUGAAACAAAAUUUGGUCUUCAAAAGACGUUUUCCCAAAUAUGAAUCUGUAACCCCUGGGGGUUUCUAAUCCAAAAACAACCCCAUGGGGGCACGUCUUACAUGCUAUGGUGGCCUGUAAUGCAUAUAAUGUACCGUAUAUAACGUAAUUGAAGGGACUGUACAUACAGUAUAUAGUGGUAAUGAAGUACUGUAUAUGCUACCCUCACGUUCUUCUGUUCUGGCCAUUACGGUAUUAUGGGGUGUCACAUCUCAGCUGUGUUCUGUGCAUGUUGCCAUAACACCGCCCAAGCAAACGCACUAACACACACACACACACAACACGCACACAUUAACUGACACACUAACACUGUACACUUUUCUGUAUAUGAUCUUAGUGUGUUUCAAACUGUCUCCAUUCCUGUCUUUGUGGUGAAAUGCACACACGCACACCCACACACACGCACACGCACGCACGCACACACACACGCAUACCCACACACACCCUGUGUUUUUUUGCAUUGGGUUUAUAUUUCACUAUUAUUCACUACUAUAAGGGAAAACUGCAGUUGGCUCAUACGACAUUGGAAUACUUCAUAUCACCUCACCUCACUCUCUAUCUCUAUCUCUCUGCUUUCUUCUCUCUCUCUCUCUCCAGCAGCCACACAUGCAGUGCAGUGAUGUGUGUGUAUGUGUGUCUCCAAUGUGACUUAUGACUCCAGUGUGACCUUUCACCUUUCCCAGAAUGCAAUAGCAUAGCCACCCCCCCCCCUUCUCCAUAACCACACCCACAUCCACAAAGCCAAACCCCUUACUGUGUGUGUAUGUGUGUCUGCGUGCCUGAGUGUGUUGUGGUGUAUGCCUGUAAUAAUUGCCAUGGAUAUCUGUUUAUGGUGUGUGUAUGGUAUGAUAGUUGAACGAGUGUUAGGUGUGUGUGUGUGUGUGUGUGCGUGCGUGCGUGCGCGUGUGUGUGUGUACAUAAGUGAAUAUGUGUGAGCCUGAAGAACAGGUCUAUAUAGAAAUAUAUAUAUAUAUAUAUGGAGGUGUGUAAUGUGGACAGGCCUAUAUCGAUAUGAAUAUACCUGUAUACAGCAUAUUGAGGUGUGUGUAUGUGUGUGUGUCUGAAAGAGGUGUGUACUGUACUUUAAGGAGAGUGAAAAUGAGAGAGUGCGUGUGUGUGUGUGUGUGUGUGUGCAGACGUGAUAUGAACUAUUAAAUCUUAUCUAAAGGACAUUUAUGGUGUUUUGUAUCAAGUCUCGAAUGAUUCAAAUACACUUUUGUGAUUUUCUAAAAAUAACUAAAAACAAAUAAACAAGUGAACAUAAAUAAAUAGAUGAAUAAAUGAAUAAAGAAAUCAAGUCCGGACUAUAAAUGACAUGAAAUGGCGUCUGAUUGUCUCUGAAGUGCAAGUGUUGGUGUGUGUGUCUGUCACAGGCACACUUCUAGCCUACUCACACAUAUACACACACACGCACACAUAUGUCCAGAUUAAC
Engraulis encrasicolus (European anchovy) is the source of this 4196-nucleotide messenger RNA. It is a transcript of the gene itpk1b, whose product is annotated as inositol-tetrakisphosphate 1-kinase b. Gene Ontology annotation, molecular function: inositol-3,4,5,6-tetrakisphosphate 1-kinase activity; ATP binding; inositol-1,3,4-trisphosphate 5-kinase activity. The transcript is spliced from 12 exons. Gene Ontology annotation, cellular component: cytoplasm. Lineage: Eukaryota; Metazoa; Chordata; Actinopteri; Clupeiformes; Engraulidae. The record is from RefSeq and is a predicted model, not a curated record. Gene Ontology annotation, biological process: inositol trisphosphate metabolic process. Bases 622 to 1827 code for a protein of 401 amino acids.